Molecule: messenger RNA, 832 nt
Organism: Helianthus annuus (common sunflower)
Lineage: Eukaryota; Viridiplantae; Streptophyta; Magnoliopsida; Asterales; Asteraceae
Exons: 1
Coding region: 19-654 (211 amino acids)
Biological process (GO): defense response to other organism
Source: RefSeq, a predicted model, not a curated record
UUUGCGUUCCUCGCUCAAAUGGCCGAUAGUAUCGAGAUAGACUCCGGAAACACAUGGUGUAACCUAAUUUUAACUAUCAUUAUCUUCUUCAUUUUCUUUUCGAUAUAUAAAACCCGGGUGCUCCCUAGUAUCCACGUCGAAGAGUUCUACGUACCUGCGCUUAACUCCACCGGCAAUUUCACCACAAUCAACAACACCAUCUAUAUCAACCUAAAACUCAAAAAUAGGAAUCCAGUAACUGGCCUGUACUAUGUUGAUCCUCUCUAUUUCAACCUAUCAUUUAUCCCCAAGGAACAAAAGACAAGCAUCCAUCUUGCAGAAUUCGGGCUGCAUGGAUUCUACCAAGGUAAUGGAAAGGCUAAACGCGUCAAAGGUCUGUUGAUGACCCACGGCUUGCCAUCGGUCUUAAACGGGACUCAAGGGGCUCUACCAGCAGGGGCUUUUAGAGUUGAUUUCUUUGGCAAAGUUAGGUAUAAGCUAAUUGGGUACCACAAGAGACAUCUGAUGUUGUUGGCAGCUAACGUAGAGGUCGAUGACAAAACUGGUGUGAAAGUUGGAGAAAAAGCUAUUAGAUUGGUGAAUUCUGGUGCUUGGGAUCACAAACGAGCCAUUCUUUUGCCAGUGUCUAUGUUGCUUGGUGCAUUUUUCAUGUAAUUGUGUGUGAUGCAAAGUUAUCUAUUUCGCUGGAAUUGUUUUUCUACGUUUGUAAUGUAACUUCGAUUUCUGCAUUUUGAUUUAUUGCACUCCAUAAUAUAUUUUGUAAGGUUGAUUUUUUGUUUGUCAAAUGUAAAAGCCAUCAAUAAUUAAAAUAAAUAUAUUAUACGGUCCGUAA